UCCUGUCCGCCUGACCAGUGGCCUCCCUACCCGGGGAGCUGACGCUGCUGCCACACGCCCUCCGCGCCAUGCCCCAAGGCGCACGACAGUGUCACCUCAGCGCUACAGCCCCGGGCUCAGAGGGAAGCUAGCUUCCCUCGUGCACUGCAUCGGCUGUGCCUCCCACAUUUGGGCCGGCGCAACCACACAACGGCCUGGUGGCGGCACGCAUUGUGUUACGACCGAUGGCCCUGGAGACCGUGGACUCCCGGCAGGAUGGCCGCGUCCCUGACUCUGCUCAUCUGCGGGCCCAAGCUGGGCAAACCGCGGUCCCGGCUCUAGCUCAGGUAGCAGCAAUUACAGAGGCAGAUGAGUCUGCAGAUUCCGAAGGUGUAAUUGAUUCUCGUCAGCAUAGAGAAAUCCUUUCACGAAGACCCUCUUACAGAAGAAUCCUGAAUGAACUUUCCUCUGAUGUGCCUGGUGUUCCCAAGAUUGAAGAAGAUAAGUCAGAAGAAGGAGGAAGGUCCCCUGGCAUCACCAUGGCAGUGCCAACCAGCAUAUACCAGACUAGCACGGGGCAAUACAUUGCUAUAGCCCAAGGUGGAGCAAUCCAGAUUUCCAACGCGGGAUCCGACGGUGUCCAGGGGCUGCAGGCGCUGACCAUGACGAACUCCGGAGCCCCUGCUUCCAGUGCCACCGUGGUGCAGUACACAGCGCAGGCCGCCGAUGGCUCACCGCAGUUCUUCGUCCCGGGCAGCCAGGUGGUGGUUCCAGAUGAGGAAACUGAACUUGCCCCAAGUCACAUGGCUGCGGCCACAGGUGACAUGCCAGCUUACCAGAUCAGGGCUCCUGCUGCUGCUUUGCCCCAGGGCAUGGUGAUGGCUGCCUCACCGGGAAGCUUGCACAGUCCCCAGCAGCUGGCAGAAGAAGCCACUCGCAAACGAGAGCUGAGACUGAUGAAAAACAGGGAAGCUGCUAAAGAAUGUCGACGUCGCAAGAAAGAAUAUGUAAAAUGUCUGGAGAGUCGAGUUGCAGUGCUGGAAGUUCAGAACAAGAAGCUGAUAGAGGAACUUGAAACCUUGAAAGACAUUUGCUCUCCCAAAACAGAUUAGUAAAAAUAUUUAACUGUGAACUGAUGGCGGCAUGUACAGUUGCUUUGCAAGCAAUACAGUGUAUAGCUGGCGAGAAUGACGGCCUUUUCCCCUUAUAGCACUCAUCUGACUUUCUAAUCUCUGGCAUUCCCGAAACACCUCACUGCGCUCAUCAACCCUUAGUUCAACUUUUUCAAAAGAGACAAACAGUAAAAAACAAAAAAAAAUGUAUGUAACAAAUUCUUAAGAUGAAAUAUUUGUAAGAUUUGUUCCAGUACUACAAAGUUGCAUUUCCCAGUCUCUGUGUUACCAAUAGUGUCCUAUGCAAUAAAAGUUUUGCAGGUCUUUAAUCAUUUUAGGAAGGGACGAUCAAAGUGAAUGCAUCUAGCAGUAAAAUAAAACUGAAUUGAGAAAGGG
Fukomys damarensis (Damara mole-rat) is the source of this 1487-nucleotide messenger RNA. It is a transcript of the gene Crem, whose product is annotated as cAMP responsive element modulator. Gene Ontology annotation, molecular function: DNA-binding transcription factor activity, RNA polymerase II-specific; RNA polymerase II cis-regulatory region sequence-specific DNA binding; protein binding. Gene Ontology annotation, biological process: regulation of transcription by RNA polymerase II. The transcript has 8 exons. Lineage: Eukaryota; Metazoa; Chordata; Mammalia; Rodentia; Bathyergidae. The record is from RefSeq and is a predicted model, not a curated record. Gene Ontology annotation, cellular component: ATF4-CREB1 transcription factor complex; nucleus. Bases 225 to 1091 code for a protein of 288 amino acids.